AUGCAGCAGCAGAUUGCAUGCGGGGGAGGAAAAUGCGGGAGCGCUGAGACUGCAGCCCUGCAGCAGCAGCAGCAGCAGCAGCAAGCAGCAGCAGCAGCAGCAACAACAAGCAGCAGCAGCAGCAAGCAGCAGCAGCAGCAAACAACAGCAGCAGCAGCAAGCGACAGCAACACGUUCUUACUCGUGCUGCUUCUAAUCAAACAGCAGCUGCAACAGUUGCUGCAGCAGCAGCAGCAGCAGCAGCAGCAGACAGAUAAACAGAGACAUAUACAGAGACAGAAACAGAAAAAUAGAAAGAGACAGACAAAAAGGGAGGGAAAGAUAAAGAGACAGAGACAGAGACAAAGACAGCAGCAGCAGCAGCAGCAGCAGCUGCAGCAGCAGCAGCAGCAGCUGCAGCAGCAGCAGCAGCAGCUGCAGCAGCAGCAGCAGCAGCAACUGACUUGUUUUGAAUGUUUGUAA
This is a messenger RNA of Eimeria mitis, 462 nucleotides long. RefSeq lists its product as uncharacterized. The transcript has a single exon. The coding region runs from base 1 to 462 and encodes 153 amino acids. Lineage: Eukaryota; Apicomplexa; Conoidasida; Eucoccidiorida; Eimeriidae. The record is from RefSeq and is a predicted model, not a curated record.